Molecule: messenger RNA, 3909 nt
Organism: Numida meleagris (helmeted guineafowl)
Lineage: Eukaryota; Metazoa; Chordata; Aves; Galliformes; Numididae
Gene: NANP
Product: N-acetylneuraminic acid phosphatase
Exons: 1
Coding region: 122-979 (285 amino acids)
Molecular function (GO): hydrolase activity
Source: RefSeq, a predicted model, not a curated record
CGGGGCGGGCGCAGUGCUUGGCGGCCCCGCCGCUCUGUGCCACGCACGGCUCUGCGCGCUGCGGCGGCGGGCGGAGCACUGCUCGCUGCGGCCCUCGGGCGCCGGGCGCAGAGGCGUCGCCAUGGGGGUGCACGGCGUCAAGGCGGUCUUCUUCGACCUGGACAACACGCUGGUGGACACGGCGGCGGCCGGGCGCCGCGCCAUCGAGGAGGUACGCGGGGGCGGCCGAGAGCGGGAGCGGGGCGAGCGGCGGUGUCCGGACGGGCUCUGUUGUGCGUUGCAGGUGGUGAACGCCCUCCGCUCCAAGCACCACUGCGGGGAGGGAGAGGCCCGCGGGAUCUGCGACAAGGUGCAGGCGAAGCUCCUCAAGGAGUGCCGCGACCCCGCCAAGACGUGCAUCACCGACCUGCGGAUCUCGCACUGGGAGGAGGCGAUCCAGGAGACCAUCGGCGGCGAGGCCAACCGCAGCCUGGCCGCGGAGUGCUACUUCCUGUGGAAGGCCACCCGGCUGCGGCACCUGACGCUGGCCGAGGACACGCGGGGCAUGCUGACCGAGCUGCGCAAGGCCGUCCGCCUGCUGCUCCUCACCAACGGCGACCGGCAGACGCAGCGCGAGAAGAUCGAGGCGUGCGCCUGCCAGCCCUACUUCGACGCCAUCGUGGUGGGAGGCGAGCAGAAGGAGGAGAAGCCCGCGCCCUCCAUCUUUCACUACUGCUGCGACCUCCUGGGCGUGCAGCCGGCAGAGUGCGUCAUGGUGGGGGACUCUCUGGACACCGAUAUCCAGGGAGGCCUGAACGCUGGCCUGAGAGCGACCGUCUGGUUAAACAAAUCGAUGGCAGCCCCAGCAGAUGCCUCCCCAGUGCCUCAUUAUGUCAUUUCCUCUGUCCUCGAUCUUCCGGCGGUGCUGCAGAAGAUAGAGCACAAGGUGAAUGCUAAGUUAGGGACUGACCGUGUGGUGAGCGGUACGGAGGCACGCUGAGGGCUGCAGCGCGGCAGGGACCUGUUGGCUGUGCUCUUGCUAAAAAUCUGACCCUAGGAUUUUGAACUCGUGUAUGCUAUGUUUUCUUAAACAGCGGGUGGGCGAGGAAGAACACGGUUGUCAGUGAAACAGGGUAAAUACAGAGUACUGGAUUAAUUUAAGGGAUGCAAGCGCGGUUAACUUAAAGUAACUGCCUGUACCUGGAAAUUACUUUGACGGACUGUGGCUAAAAUAUAUUUGUCUCUGACCAAAGUCCCUUGUUUCUAUACUGGAAAAAAAAAUCUGAAUGUUUUGAUCAUUCGGUGAUGGUUAUUUGCUUUGCUGACCUGUAAGUUCAGCAGAAGCUUCAGUUCAGACCUUGCUUGCAGCACAUAAAACACAAAGGUGAGAAAGUGUUUUGCAAUUUGCAGACCUUCGCAGUCCAUCUACAGCGUAUCUCAGAAACUGAAGUGAAUUUUGCUAUUCCUAAAAACGGAAUUUAUUGAUAGAACUUAUAUAGCGAACAACUAGGAAGUGAUUUUUCUCUGAUCCCUUUUCAAGUUUUAGCAUUUUUUUCAGUCUUUGCAGUGACUUUUAUGGAAUCUGUACCUGUUGCCAAAAGUACUUCAAUGUACAUACAAAUUUGCAUUUGUCCAGGGGACCAUUUAUCAGAGGAACUCAGUGGGUAAGUUUUUACUUUACAUCAUCUCGGUGCUACAAAAAAGCAGUGUACUUGUAAAUCAGAUUAUGAUUUUUGUUGAAAUAUAAUUGAUACAACAGAGAUACUUUCAGUGAUCAUUUUAACCGUACCGUAACUUCUUUGGCAGUUCAUAUUAUUGUUCUGUCUGAUUUUAUUAGAGAAUUUUGAUCAGACUCUUUGGAGAAACUGUUCUUGGUCUUGCUCAGGUACAUGACCACUCAGAUUCAGCUGCAGGAUCAGUGCUUUUUUUGACCGUUUGAAUGGCACUGCUGUACAAUCCCUCCUUACUUCCAUUUCCACAUGUGUCUCAUGUGAUUUACUCCGGAGAAGAUGCGAGUUAGUUGUUUGUAAAUGGCUUUCAUAACGCUUUUCCAGGAAACCAGAAAACUUGGAAAAUGAUGUCAUAUGUAUUUACAGUGCUGUAUACAGUUUCAUGGUGUGUAUGUGCAUUUGGUGGAACAUUUGAAACUAGAUGUUAUUGACAUCACCCUCUGAAACACCAGGAUUUCUCUUUCCCAGAUUAUUAUUUUAAUAAUUUAAACUUGCUGUACUUCCUGUACUUACAACAAAAGAAAUAAGAAAAUUUUGGGUGAGUGUACACAAGAAAUGUAUAGAAAAAAUGUACCUUUGUUUACGUGAAUUUUAAUUGAUGCUGUUAAGAAAGUCUAAUGUAGUGUCAUGGAUUCUGUUUAGAGGAGGGUGUUAAUCUGGAUUAAAUUACUUGGCAGUGAGUAUAAUUUCCAUCAAACUAAGUUUUGCCUACCUUGAAAUAGGUUGACAUGUUUGUUCAAGUUUGAACCUCGUUCAUCAAAUCAACACUUGGAAAUGGUAGAACUAUCCGUGUUCUUAUUGUCAUCUAGCCAAGACCUUUCAGAUGCUAGGAUGACUGAGAGCAGAGGCAGGUUCCACUUGUACCUAUGAGGAAACAGGCAUAACUCACAAGUGAUAUAGUGAGUUGCCACGUGUAAUGUGAGCCAGUGGGACUGACUGGACACGCCUUUGUUACUGGAGUAAGAGGCCUAAGUUACAAUUUUAUUUUGCCUUUGGGAGAAUAUGUGAACAGUCACUGUUGUAUAGCUGAUGGGCAAAACAUUGCUAAUAACGUUCCUUGUAAUGAGCAACUGAGAGAAAAGGAAAGAAGAUCUUUGAGUCUGCCAGGAAUAUUAUUUAAAAGUAGAAAUAUAUCCAAAAGGUUAGAUGAAUCCCUGAAAAGAUAGCUUAGUUGAAGUAAUCUAUUUUAACCAUACUGAGGGAAAACAACUUUGUUUACAACAGUGCCCCAAGGUAGCAGCAGUUUAACUGCACUGUUUGCACGGCAUCAGGCUAACAGAACUUGCGUCAAAAUGAGGUUUCUGAACCAGCUGUGAUGUAAAAUAACAAGUAGUAGUAAUUCAUGUUUCUGUCUGUGGGCUUGAAGGAUAUUUAUAUGCCAGGUUACCAUUUUUUAAUGUAAGUUGAGGCUUGUAUUCUCUUGCUGUUGCAUCAUUCUGAAGUAAGAUGCUGAGCCUGCUCGUUGUUUAAAAGGUCUCUUGUUUUAUAAGAGUCCAUUCUUUGUUUUGCACUUGGUUUUAGCCAGUUAUUUUCUUAUAUUUAUGAUCUAUGAAAAAAAUGCUGUAACUGAACACUCAGGGGAUAGCGUGGUCUGUAGAGGCCACACCUAAAUACACUUUUUUUCCAUUGUGAGUACUGUACCAGGCUGGAUGUGACUACCAGCUUCCAGUUAGGGCGAUGUUAUUUUGAUGCUGCUAUAAAACAAGAAGAAAAGAUACAAGGUAUUUUUCCAUCGGAAGUCUUCCUAGAAGCCGUUACCCAAAAAACUGGAUUAGGUAUCUGGAAUAUCUGAAUACUCAAGAUGGUUUUCCUUGAUGGAGCUGUUACAGAAAACCAAGUGAAAAAUAGUUUUAUUAAUGGAAAUGGAAAAGUAAAUGUAAUGGUGUAAUCACUUUCAAAUCAGAAGUAAAAAGAAGUGAAUAAAAUUGUCUGUAUUCAGUUCCAGUUAAGUUCUGGUUUUGCUUAGUGAUAUGCUUUAUUAGAUAAGUUAUCUAGUUUAAAUUAUACUACCAAAACACACUUAAAAAAAGAGAACAGGAAAUUCUAUUUAUUUUUAAUCGCAUUUUCUCAGAUAAAUAUCUCCUGAGGUUAAUCUUCAGUAACUUUGCCUUCAGAUUAAAUGAACUGUAACAACAGUAUACUAACUGUAUUUAAGACAACCCAUGUACUAGUCUAAUAAAAGUAUUUUGUUUAUAAAACA